AUGCAAAAUAGUAAGCAAUUCAUGGCAAAAUCUCCUAAUAAGAAGAAACAAGUCUCUGCUCAAUACCUCGAAGCCGACAAAAGAUGGACGGAGGGUUUGAUACUAGCUCAAAGCCCCUUCUGGGUCACCGCCGUGGCGUUUGUGAUGUUGAGCGGCAUAAUUAACAGCUGGAACGACGUUGAUUAUAUGCUCUUCUCUAUCACCGCUGCCUUGCCCUCGAUACUUCUUCCAGCACUCUUAUCGAAGCCCGGUGGUCGUCCAUGGUACCGCAGAUACUGGGUGAAGCUCAACCUAUGGGUAUCAAUCAUAGUCUUCCUGGGAACAUACUUAAUCUCGCACUACUUCUUCGAUCUUAUGGGCAUGCGAUACAUGUUCAACAACAGAAUAAAUUUCAGUUCUGCUGUUGCUGGUCGAACGGGCGGUGAAGUUCCUCUGUUCUUGUAUCCGCUUACGCAUGCAUACUUUAUGAGUUACUUCACUUGCUUGUUGGUUGUAGAGCGUAAGAUUAUUCGUCGAUUACAACCUGGACGUAUUGGGCGAAUCUUUGUGGUGCUGGCUCUCUCAUACGUCGUUGCGUUCGGCGAAACAUUCUUCAUGGCAAGCCCUCUUCUCUCCGAAGUAUUUCUCUAUGACAAGAGAGAUCGUAUGAUGAAAGUAGGAACUUUUGGAUACAUGAUAUUCUUUGUCACUGGCUUGCCUAUGCUCGGACGCGUCGAUAGCCGUGGCGAAGAUUGGCCUCUCAGCAGAGUAGUCACGGAAGCUCUGGCUGCAUUCACGUGUAUACUGCUGUUUUUUGAGCUUUGGGCAAAGAUAAUUGGGCCUCUUUGAUGGUGUUUUCAUUAGCUGAGAUGUUGACAAACUGAAAUCCGGGGCAAUAUGGGGAUGCGGG
Fusarium oxysporum Fo47 is the source of this 889-nucleotide messenger RNA. RefSeq lists its product as uncharacterized. The transcript has a single exon. Gene Ontology annotation, molecular function: cycloeucalenol cycloisomerase activity. The record is from RefSeq and is a predicted model, not a curated record. Lineage: Eukaryota; Fungi; Ascomycota; Sordariomycetes; Hypocreales; Nectriaceae. The coding region runs from base 1 to 828 and encodes 275 amino acids.